AUGGAUGAGGAAGUCGAGUCCUCCGAGGACAAAGACAACGUCCCUAUCGACGCCUACCCGGAAACAUUUCCGGAAUUCAACCAGGCGAAAAUACCUUCAGCAGCUGCCAAAGAAGAAGGAAGCCCGAAGUCCCGGCUCGCGACGAAGUCAGGUUACCAAAUCCCCAGUGAGGAGGAAAUCCAGGCGGCGAUACGACGCGCCAACCAAUACCAGAAUAACCCCGUGACAAACGGCCCUCGUCGCAGACCCGGAGCAGGAGGCGGACGACACAGGAGCGCGGAAGUAUCUUUUCAACUCCCACCUGCACAUCACAACCACCUUCAAGCGCAAAGCUCGACGUGUGCCGCGACCGCGCCGACUACUCCCUCUCUCACUGUCACGUCGAGUCCCAGUCCUAGCCGACGUCAAGGCAUCUCAGUUCCAGGCAAAUCGGGUUACAUCCCCACUCUUCCCCCGUUGAGCACUGAACGCCCCCGCGCUCCUAACCUCAGCCGACCCCGACCCAUCGUCGUUGGAGGCUACGAUAAUCCUCUUGACGAGCAUCGCCAGAGAGUUUUGCGACGUCAAGCCGCUGACAAAUUGACUCUCGAAGGUUUCCUGGAGGAAUCUCGUCGUCGAGUCGUUCCGCAGCGCCCAAGCCCCCGGCCGCUGCCCGAGCCCCCCACUGGUAGCAGCACCCGCACAGCUGUCGCACCCGACCGUGCUUUUCAAGCCCCUCCCCCCGCCCAGGACACUACUCCACCGCACCCUUCGCCCUUACAAUCGAACCCGGUCGCCUUCAACCAGCAGGAGCCCUUCCCAGCGGUCUCAAGUCGCCGUUCCCGGUCCGCAUCGCUGACAAGUUCCUCCAACCCCCCUCCGUUCGUCUUUCCGGGUUCGAUUGGCAAUCGACCACUCCCCGAACCCAUCAAAGAGGAGCCAUCAACCGAGGAGGAAGAGCUCUACUACGCUGAGGAACCCGAGGUUCGCAGCGCACAAAUCGCCCACAUUGUUCGACCAUCCGACGACCCCGCCAACGACUCAUUCGACGUUUCUCUCCGUGGUGGAAGCUUGGACUACGAGGAUUUUGCCGACGAGUUCGACGAAUUUGAUCCAGCCUACUACGAGUCCGACGAUCUCGAGUACGAUUUGGCCCAGCCGACCAACGAGUUCAAUCCAAACGUUUCCAAAGAGUUCGAUCCCUACGAAGUUGAGGCAAAUUCCCAACCACAUCCCCGACCCGGCCCUGCCAACCUCUCGCCGAACGCAGGUUUGGAUGAGUGGCUGGAGGAAGCCAAGCAGUGCCACUACUUGCCCGAGCGCGCUAUGAAAGAGCUCUGUGAGCUUGUAAAGGAGGUGCUCAUGGAGGUCUUCGUGCUUGGCUUCACAUGUACUGACUUGGGAACUUUAGAAUCUAACAUCCAGCCGGUGUGCACUCCGGUUACAAUCUGCGGCGACAUCCACGGCCAGUUCUACGAUCUCCUCGAGCUGUUCCGCGUCGCGGGUGGAAUGCCCGGCGAAACCAGAGUUUCCGCCACCUCCCAAUCUGCCGAGACCCGCUUCGUUUUCUUGGGUGAUUUCGUCGACCGCGGCUACUUCAGUCUCGAGACGUUCACUCUUCUCAUGUGCUUGAAGGCCAAGUACCCUGACAGAAUCGUUCUCGUCCGCGGUAACCACGAGUCUCGUCAAAUCACCCAAGUCUAUGGAUUCUAUGAGGAGUGCCAGCAGAAGUACGGAAAUGCCUCCGUCUGGAAGGCCUGCUGCCACGUUUUUGACUUCCUGGUUCUCGCCGCCAUCGUCGACGGCGAGCUUCUCUGCGUUCACGGCGGCUUGAGCCCCGAGAUUCGUACCAUUGACCAGAUCCGUGUCGUUGCCCGUGCCCAAGAGAUUCCCCACGAGGGUGCUUUCUGCGAUCUUGUCUGGUCGGACCCAGAAGACGUUGAGACGUGGGCUAUCAGCCCUCGUGGCGCCGGUUGGCUCUUUGGCGACAAGGUUGCAACCGAAUUCAAUCAUGUCAACGGCCUCAAGUUGAUUGCCAGAGCUCAUCAGCUUGUCAACGAGGGCUACAAGUACCACUUCCCUCAAAACUCGGUCGUCACCGUUUGGUCUGCUCCCAACUACUGCUACCGCUGCGGCAACGUCGCAUCUAUCAUGACUGUCGACAAGGACAUGAACCCCAAGUUCAGCAUCUUCUCCGCUGUCCCUGAUGACCAGCGCCAUGUUCCCGCCAACCGCCGCGGACCUGGUGACUACUUCCUUUGA
Molecule: messenger RNA, 2241 nt
Organism: Colletotrichum spaethianum
Lineage: Eukaryota; Fungi; Ascomycota; Sordariomycetes; Glomerellales; Glomerellaceae
Product: serine/threonine/tyrosine-interacting protein
Exons: 6
Coding region: 1-2241 (746 amino acids)
Biological process (GO): G1/S transition of mitotic cell cycle; peptidyl-serine dephosphorylation
Cellular component (GO): cytoplasm
Molecular function (GO): protein serine/threonine phosphatase activity
Source: RefSeq, a predicted model, not a curated record